AUUUGUGGAACACCCUUCUUAAAAAUAAAAUUGUUUACUUUGCAGAUUUUUUAAAAAAUGGAUUUGACGAACCAUGGACUUAUUCUACUGCAGCAGUUAAACGCGCAGCGAGAGUUUGGUUUCCUGUGUGACUGCACGGUUGCCAUCGGCGAUGUGUACUUCAAGGCACACAAAUCAGUUCUCGCUUCCUUCUCCAAUUACUUUAAGAUGUUGUUUGUCCAUCAGACCAGCGAAUGUGUCCGUCUGAAACCCACUGACAUACAGCCUGACAUAUUCAGCUACCUGCUCCACCUGAUGUACACCGGGAAGAUGGCCCCACAGCUGAUCGACCCUGUGCGCUUAGAGCAAGGGAUCAAAUUCCUGCACGCCUACCCCCUCAUCCAGGAGGCCAGCCUCGCCAGCCAAGGCACCUUUUCCCAUCCUGAGCAAGUCUUCCCGCUGGCCUCAUCUUUGUACGGCAUUCAGAUCGCAGCUGGUGAGCUGAGACAAGCCACGAAGAUGAAUUUAGGGCCUGAGAAACUUGGGCGGGAGCCUAGGCCCCAGGCAUCCAGGAUGAACCAGGAGCCAGUACCAGAGACCUCACAGCUGUCCCAGCUGACUACAAACCUGGCCCAGGUGAAUCGGACAAAUAUGACUCCUGCCGACCCCCUGCAGACUUCGCUGUCACCCGAACUUGUCUCCACACCUGUUCCUCCCCCUCCCCCCGGGGAGGAGACCAACCUGGAGGCUUCUUCCUCCGAUGAGCAGCCCUCGUCCCUCACAAUCGCCCACGUGAAGCCAAGCAUCAUGAAGAGGAACGGGAGCUUCCCCAAGUACUAUGCCUGCCACCUGUGCGGCCGGCGUUUCACGCUGCGGAGCAGCCUGCGAGAACACCUGCAGAUCCACACCGGCGUGCCCUUCACGGCCGGCCCCCCUGGGGAAGGCCGUGGGCCUCUGUCACUCUGCAGCAAUGCGGCCGACCUAGGCAAGGAUGCCCUGGAAGUGCCCGAGGCGGGGAUGAUCAGCGACAGCGAGCUGCAGCACAUCUCCGACUCCCCCAUCAUCGAUGGACAGCAACAGUCGGAGACACCACCGCCCUCGGACAUUGCCGACAUCGACAACCUGGAGCAAGCGGACCAGGAGAGGGAGGUGAAGAGGCGCAAGUACGAGUGCACCAUCUGCGGCCGCAAGUUCAUCCAGAAGAGCCACUGGCGUGAGCACAUGUACAUCCACACGGGCAAACCCUUCAAGUGCAGCACCUGCGACAAGAGCUUCUGCAGGGCCAACCAGGCCGCGCGCCAUGUGUGCCUCAACCAGAGCAUCGACACCUACACCAUGGUGGACAAGCAGACGCUGGAGCUCUGCACCUUUGAGGAAGGCAGCCAGAUGGACAACUUGCUGGUGCAGGCCAACAAGCCCUACAAGUGCAACCUGUGCGAUAAGACAUUCUCCACGCCCAAUGAGGUGGUCAAACACUCCUGCCAGAGCCAGAACUCAGACGUGUUUGCCCUGGACGAGGGGCGGUCAGUCCUCCUGGGAGGUGGAGACUCAGAAGUAACUGAACAAGACCACCCGGUGUUAGCGUCCAUCAAAAAGGAACAGGAAACUGUGUUACUAGACUGAAUAGUACUUGUCUUUUUAAAAACUGUCAUUUUUACAAAGAAUCUUCUCCCCACUCGGCACAGUUUCUCCAUGGCAUGAUACAAGUGGGCCCCACUCCGUGCCUGUCCCCUUCUCCCAGCCCCAUCGCUGAAGGCUUUGUGCAUUAUAAACCUGGACUGUAUUUACUUAAAUUCAGGGGAUAUCGGAAGGAUAAUGGUCGGUAGUGCUUAUAAAGAAAUAGGUUUUGAGAAGUUUUAGAUUAUUUUUAAAAAACCUACUUGGAAUUAAUUAAGAGUAUAUAAUAAAACAACUAGAAUAUAAUUUGGUAAGCUAAAAUUAUGACUGUCCCUGGGUAAUGAGUCUUCCUUCUCAAAGAAAGAGGGAAAUCCAGCAUGCUUCUUUGCGGUAAAGCCAGGCUCUGCUAUGCAAAUCUAGAAGGGGUGGGGGAACUUGAAACCCGAGCGGAUGUUUUCAGAAUGUAUCCUUCGAGAUUAUGUCCAGUUAAGGAAAAUCACUAGUUAAGAAAUCGACUUUGACAAAUGCAAAAGAGUAAUAAUGUGAUGGCAAUCUUCAUGAUCGGCUAAAACCUGACGGGCUAUGAGAGUGUGUGAGCGGACGAACAGAUACGGAUGCUUGCUGCAAGCAGGGGGCGGGUUCGAUGCACACGCCUUACCUGACUGCUGGCUUCAGUCCAAGCUGCGCAAGAAGAUGCUGUGUUUUGGUUUCUGACACGCUUGUUUGAAAAUCAGAUUUAAAAACAUGAUUCUAUAGAAUGUCUUUCUGAACAGCAGAUGGCUUGCCACUCCCCAGCAGGUGCUAAUGGUGAGCUUGUGUCAGCGGCAGGCAGCUGCCUGUAAGAUCAGUGUGUGUGCUGCGAGGAAAGAGCCACAGAACUACACGUAUUACAAGGGAAGUUGGGAGCAGAAAGUAUAACGUUUAAUGAGUGGAAAACUUGAUGCUGCCUGGUGUGGUGG
Messenger RNA from Acomys russatus (golden spiny mouse), 2555 nucleotides. RefSeq names its product zinc finger and BTB domain containing 2 (gene Zbtb2). Bases 58 to 1602 code for a protein of 514 amino acids. The transcript has 2 exons. Gene Ontology annotation, biological process: regulation of transcription by RNA polymerase II. Gene Ontology annotation, cellular component: nucleus. Gene Ontology annotation, molecular function: DNA-binding transcription factor activity, RNA polymerase II-specific; protein binding; RNA polymerase II cis-regulatory region sequence-specific DNA binding. Lineage: Eukaryota; Metazoa; Chordata; Mammalia; Rodentia; Muridae. The record is from RefSeq and is a predicted model, not a curated record.